GCCGACUGCCACGCGCCAUAAACCCUAAACGAAGAAGAAAGGCCACAUUGCGCAGGCGUACACCACGUACACCGAUGAUCAGAGCUGUUGGCUGGAUGCUAGCUGGCUAGCUAACUGUCUGUCAAGUCGAACACAUUGGGCUAGAAGGGGGAAGCGCAGCGGUGGAGAAGAACGGCGACCCAAGCGCCGCUACGAAAUGGCCGGGCAACAGUUCCAGUACGAUGACAGCGGCAAUACAUUUUUCUAUUUCCUAACGUCCUUCGUCGGACUUAUUGUGAUCCCAGCCACAUAUUACCUCUGGCCCCGGGAUCAGAAUGCUGAACAACUGCGGCUGAAGAGCCUGAGGAGGGUCCAUGGCAGGUGUCUGUGGUACCGGCUCAGGCUGAUGAAGUCACAGCAGAGCAUUGUCCCAACACUAAAGAAAGCAGCCUUGUUAUUUGGCUGGGUCGUGUUCCUGCUGCUCGCCUACAAGGUGUCCAAGCUGGACAGAGAGUACCAGGAGUAUAAUCCAUAUGAAGUCCUCAACCUGGACCCGGGUGCAUCGCUGUCAGAAAUCAAGAAGCAAUACCGUGUACUGUCACUCAAGUACCAUCCUGACAAAGGUGGUGAUGAGGCCACAUUCAUGCGAAUUGCCAAAGCUUAUGCUGCUCUGACCAAUGAACAGUCCAGACAGAACUGGGAAAUAUACGGCAACCCAGACGGUCCAGGAGCAACCAGUUUUGGUAUUGCGCUGCCUGCCUGGAUUGUCGACCAGAAGAACUCAAUGCUGGUGCUGUUGGUGUAUGGACUGGCCUUCAUGGUCAUCCUCCCUGUUGUGGUGGGCACGUGGUGGUACCGCUCCAUCCGAUACAGCGGAGACCAGAUCCUCAUCAACACCACCCAGCUCUUCAUGCAUUUCAUGUACAAGACGCCCAAAAUGAACAUGAAGCGGUUGGCCAUGGUGUUGACAGCAGCCUUUGAGUUUGACCCUCGCAGCAAUAAAGAAGCCACCAUACGACCAACAGACAACAUCGAAGUGCCACAGUUAAUCCGUGAGUUGGGAAAUAUUAACGUAAAGAAGAAGGAGCCUCCGUUCUGCUACCCGUACAGUUUGAAGGCCAGGGUCUUAGUGCUCGCUCACCUGGCACGCAUGGACGUAUCAGAGGAAUUGGAGGAAGAUCAGAGAUUUGUGGUGAGGAAGAGUCCCGCUCUCCUCCAGGAGAUGAUCAACGUGGGCUGUCAGCUUACCAUGAUGGCCAACAGCAGAGGAGGCUUCCACGCUCCUCGACUGGUAACCAUAGAGAAUUGUAUGAAGCUGACCCAAAUGAUAGUGCAAGGUCUGCAGGAGUCAAAGUCACCACUGCUGCAGCUGCCCCACUUUGAGGAGGAGCACCUCCGCUACUGCAUCUCUAAGAAGUAUAAAGUUCGGAGCCUCCAGGACCUGGUGAGUCUCAAGGACUCCGACAGACGCAGCAUGCUGCGCUUCCUAGGGGAGGAGAAGUACGACGAGGUCAUGGCUGUGCUGGGCAGCUUCCCUCACAUCACCAUGGACACCAAACUGCAGGUCCUUGAUGAUGAAGACAGCAAUAACAUCACAGCAGGCUCUAUUGUUACAGUAACUGUCACCUUAACCAGAAAACGGAUGGCGGAGGUGUUUGAAAAGGAGCAGGAGUCAACACCGUGUCUAGCAGAGGAGACUGCCACUACAGAGGAAGCACAGGGGGACACGAGUAAAACCAAAACAAAAGUGUGGCAGAACAAGAGUAAAGGGGCUAAGAAGACAGCCAAGUCCAAGAAGAAAAAAUUAACCAAGAAGAAGGCCACUCCUGCGCCUGCCAAAACAAAACAGGCCAAUGGCAACGUGGCAGGAAAUGAGGUUGUAGUAGCAGCAGCAGCGACGGCAGUGGCGAAGGAGGAAGAGGACGAGGUCUCCGAUAAGGGCAGCGAGUCGGAUGAAGGCGAAGCAAACAAGGACUCUCCCAGCGAGAGAGACGAAGACAGUGACAAACAGAGUGACACAGAGGUGGACGAGAUGGCUGGCGAUGAUGAAGAGGAGUGGGAGGCGUUGCAGCAGAGCAUCCAGCGGCGAGAGCGGGCCCUGCUGGAGACCAAGUCAAAGGUGACGCACCCAGUCUACAGCCUUUACUUCCCAGAGGAGAAGCAGGAGUGGUGGUGGCUCUACAUCGCUGACCGCCGAGAUCAGACACUCGUCUCCAUGCCCUACCACGUCUGCACGUUAAAAGACACAGAAGAGGUGGAGCUGAAGUUUCCAGCCCCCUCCAAAACAGGCAACUACCAAUAUUCUGUCAUCCUCCGUUCUGAUUCCUACCUGGGACUGGACCAGAUCAAACCACUCAAGCUGGAGGUCCACGAGGCCAAGGCCAUGCUGGACAACCACCCACAGUGGGACAUCCCCGACACAGAGGAGGAGGACGAGGAGCAGGAAGACAGCGACGGCAUCGAGGAGAGCGAAGACGACGACGAGGACAACGACUGAAUGCGGAUACACACACGCUCAGCCCUCCCCCCCAUGGACUGGCCACCCACCCACUCCUGACCCCACAACUGCACUCGAGCAGCGAACGAGGAGCGGCUGUGCCCACCACACAAACACACACACACACACAUACACACACACACCAAACACACACUGAAUCACCGGGGACAGUUUCUACACGCAGAGCCCUUCUCCUCUUCCAUUUUAUCUUCACAUGGACUGUGACCCCGUCCCCUUACAUUUCCCCUUUUCUACAGAGACUUGUUCAUUCACUUUCCGUUUCUGGCGGAAGAGAAUUCUGUGAAUACUUUACCCAAGCCCGCGUGUGCGAGUGGAUGUGCACGUGAGAGUGUGAGUGGAUGGUGUGUGUUUGUAACCUUGUAUGUGUUUGUACAGGUAUGAAAGGUUGACACACUGUGGACUGGAGGACCUAUUAUCUGGGCUCUUAACUUCUUUUCUUGAGGGGGAGAGGGGGGGGAUGUAUAACAGCUAAUUCCGUUUGCAAAUUAACACACACAAAAAAACACAUGACCUCCGUACAGGACUCAUGACGUCGCUCUCGCUCCUAAUUUUAAAAAUCACUCAGCACCGAUGUUUUCCACACCAAUGAUACUUUCUAUUGUACACUUAAAACUGCAGAAGUGUGAGCUUUAGCCCCGCUCGCCGGGGAUCACAUCAGCCAUCGGGGCGUUCGCUCCUGUCAGCGCAUGGGGGCACAGUUGAGUCUCGUCAGGUUUAAUUUUUAAAUUUUAUUUCCUGCUGUCAAACCAGCCAGUCACUUGUAUGUACUUGUAUUCACUGUAUGUUUAAGGAGACAGAUAGAUACUGAUCUCUAGUCAGUUCUGUUCAUGCUGCCCCUGCGACCCACGUCAAACUGUGUCUUUCUGAAAGCAGGUGGAUCUUAAAUGAAUCAACGUCAAGUAUAAACGGGGGGAAAACUUGCAGUGUUAAGAUUUGAAUUACUGAGUACUCUUCUUGUCCAUAUACUACAUACAAGUCGUGAGUUUUCAGUCUUUUUAAAAGGGGCUCAGAUACUGAUAUAUAUAGAUAUAUACAUACUUGUGGCAUUUCAGAGAAGUGACUUCCUUUCUCUUCAUCCUUUUCUUUUUCCUUUUACAAUUGUAGCACAUUCCAGUGUAUACUCAUUGUCCAAAAAGGCCUUAUGAAUACAACUGAAAUACCACAACAUAGACAAGUCCUUGGGUGCUAUGCACCGAGUGUUUCUUGGGAGAGCGGAAAAAAAAGAUUCUUUCUUUUGUGUUUGUAACAGUGUUUUCCUUUUGUUUUAGUCUCUUCAUAGUAACAUACAGCUCCUCAGUCUUGGAAUACAUAUCACUGAUUUCGCCAUGACAAAGCCUCUAAUAAGUACAGUUUUCAUCUGCUGAAAGAGGAUUAGCAGUCGUACGGGACAUGUUACCAGCCCUGUGUUAAAGGGAUUGGAGUAUGACGCUCUCAUGAUCUGGAAAGUGUCUCGAACAAAAACCUGUUGACAGUCACUUUUAGUGUGAGCGUACUCUGUCCCGCACACAUUUCCUCUUCAGUGAUUCAAGCAGAACGAGCUCCAUUUUGUAACUGCCAUUUCAGAUGGAAUGUUUUUUUUCCCCGCCACAUCAUGAGGAUCUUAGUUCUUAAUUUUUCUGUCUGAAGAAUAGGGAUGUCAGUGGCCUCAUAUAUUUUUAACCGGUUACAGUUAAUUUUGCUACUCUUGAGUUCAGUAGUAGCACUAGCACUAUGCUGUAACACAGCAAAGCUAAAAAGCAAUUCAUGCUAUAAAGUUUAGCUAGCUGCUUUUUUAAUGUGCACUAACGGGGUUCAGUGGGAGCUAGCAAACGUUGCCGCUUGGUAAUUCUGCUGGUAGUGCCAUCCCAACCCAUUAAGGCGUUGCUGUGGAAACAUCUUGCCCACCCUUUGGUCUCCACCCAGGUCCAUUUGGUGAGUUAGUGGCUUAAUUUCGAGCUGCAAAACCCUUUUAGCAUUGUUAACUAUGUUAGCACUCUUGGCUCUGUUAGCACUGUUAGCAGCAGUUAGUGCUAACAUAGUUAAGCUCCUAACACACUUGGGCAAUCUGGGGAGGAGCGAAGGGUGGCCACCAUGUUUCCGCAUCAACGCCUCUGGUGGGAAAUUCAGUGUGGAGUCGGUGAUCCAAUAAGCUGGUCCGUUUUUCGUAUUAGAAGCCGACUAGCGCUUUUUGGGAGGGUCGGGCUUGGGCUCGAUAUUUUAUGUGAUGAUCUUAGAUGGACCGGGUUCAGGCUUCAACCAACGUGUGCCGGUUCAGUUUGGGUUGUAAUUUUUUCGGCCCAUUGAGGACUCAGGUGUAAACGAUGUGUCUCGGCUUUCCACUUGUGUUCGGAUCACUGAAAACGCAUAGUAAUACCUGGUAGAACAGGGAUGUCAACAGCCUAGAAUAUUUUUAACUAGCCAUCCUGACCCAUGGUGGCAUUGCUGUGGAAACAUUGUGCCCACCGUUUGGUCUCCCCACAGUUCUCUUCUGUAAGUAAGCAGCUUUAUUUGAGCCGCAAAACCCUUUUAGCAUUGUUAACUAUGUUAGCACUGUUAGUGGCGCAGUAGGGCUAGUGAUGCUAACAUAGUUAAGCUCUCAACUCACUUGGGCGAUCACGGGAGGAGCUAAAGGUGGCCACCAUGUUUCCGCAGCAGUGCUGUCCCACCACCUUGACCCAGGAUGACAUUACCAGUGCUCGUCAAAUGAAUGGCGACACUAGCUAGCUAUUACCUGGCUGGUGUGCAGUGAGGAACAGCUAGCUAACCAGUGGAGACCGUAGAGAGGGCAGACCACCUCUAAAUGGAUAGCGCUUCGAAAAAGUGACACUAAAGCUCACAGAGUCAAUGGAACGCUGGACUAAAAGCACCUCUUGUAUUUUUCCAUUUUUUUUCUCCUAAAAAUGAACCAGUUAGUUGCCGGCUAAUGGGUGCUGGGCUUUUUAAAGCAAAGUUAACUGAAGCUGACAUCUCUAUUGACGAAUACAGAGCAGUUCUGGCUAACCAACAGGUCUCCAUCUCAUUUAAAAUUAGUUGUUUUUUGUCUCAUUUAAACUGUAGUUAUAACAAAUGUAACACAUUGACUUGUUUUCAAUCUAACCUUGUUUUUUGUUUUGUUUUUUUUACAUCUGUUAGACUCAUGAGUGCAAAACAAAAGUAAACAGAGCGUCCUUGUGUUGCUCUGUGGGCUCUCACUGUACGUCGACGACUUGACAGUGUUUAAAACAAAUCUCUCACCAUGAUUAUCCACACUCAACAGUUAAUUUCUUUAUACUAGUGUGUCAUGUCAGUGUGGGAGAGACAAUGACACUCUCCCGACACCACAUACAUACACACACUCACAAACUCAUAUGCGCGCACUAUACCCUCCUGUAAUUGUGUUCAAAGCAGGUGUAUGCUAACAGGUAAUAUUGUACUCUGAGUAUUUAUCGCUCUGCAAUAGAAUGUAGCAUCAGUGAUUUACGCUGUGUGGAAAAAAAAACUGCAGUGAGGUUAAAUACGACACCAUCUCUCCCAUGACAGACUUGUCCAGGCGACUGGCCGGCAGGCCGCCUCAGUUUGGACAGACUACCCAAUGACUAUCUAUCUGCCACUUUUGUUUACAAAGGAACUGUCAUUGUAAAUGGAAAAAUAUAUUAUUUGUAUUUAAAAUCAUUUCAAAUAAAAACUUUUAAAUGAGA
Messenger RNA from Epinephelus lanceolatus (giant grouper), 6153 nucleotides. RefSeq names its product SEC63 homolog, protein translocation regulator (gene sec63). Gene Ontology annotation, cellular component: Sec62/Sec63 complex. Gene Ontology annotation, biological process: SRP-dependent cotranslational protein targeting to membrane; post-translational protein targeting to endoplasmic reticulum membrane. Lineage: Eukaryota; Metazoa; Chordata; Actinopteri; Perciformes; Serranidae. The record is from RefSeq and is a predicted model, not a curated record. Gene Ontology annotation, molecular function: RNA binding; transmembrane protein transporter activity.